Pollicipes pollicipes is the source of this 725-nucleotide messenger RNA. RefSeq lists its product as uncharacterized. The record is from RefSeq and is a predicted model, not a curated record. NCBI's taxonomy places the organism in Eukaryota, Metazoa, Arthropoda, Thecostraca, Pollicipedomorpha, Pollicipedidae. The transcript is spliced from 7 exons. The coding region runs from base 120 to 725 and encodes 201 amino acids.
ACCUGGUCCGGCGGAGAAAGGGCCGUGGCUGGUUGUGACAGAGGGUCCGGAAGGAAAGCAAGGAAAGCUCUCCUUGGCCUGGGAUUUAAAUGAAGAUGCGUGGUGACUAGGCGCGAGCCAUGGAGAAUGUCGACCCGAACGGGGACAGUACGCUGGUGUCCGGGCGGUCUCCAGCGUCCGAGCAGUCUUCGCUGGGUCUGCUCAGACUGGACUCUGUCGCUGGUUUUUCGGACUGCUUCCUAGAAGAUGACUCUAGUCCGUCGGCGAGAGUACCGCUCUCGCCUGUCAAACAAAUGAGAUUAAACCCUCCAAUGGCCAACAUUAAGGAGGUGUCGUUCACCGAGGGAAACAGCAAGAACACAGAGUACGGGUCGUACGAGAGCGGCGAGGACGAGGAUCCGGCAGAGGAGGACGGCCGGGAGCGUGGCGCGGGGGACGAUGAGGAGGAGGGGUCGGCCGGCGGUCUGGACUCGCGCUACUUGCGCCACGGGCUGCCGGAGAGGGAGGUGGCGCCUGGCGCCGAGUCGGACACCAGCCACGAGGACAGUGUGGAUCUCAUGCCCGCCGUUCUGAUCUCAGCGCCGGACGUUAUUCCCUUCGCUCCGCUCUCCGCCCCCGGCCCCGCUCCCGUUGACAUCAGCGGCCGUCAGAUCUCGGCCCGCUCCACCUCGAUCGGAGCCUCGUCCGGGUCACUGGACGCUGACGGCACUACCAGCGACGGGUAG